Symbiodinium sp. CCMP2592 is the source of this 501-nucleotide messenger RNA. The record is from the annotation of a GenBank genome assembly. NCBI's taxonomy places the organism in Eukaryota, Dinophyceae, Suessiales, Symbiodiniaceae.
AUGGCUUUCGGCAUUGUCACAUGCGGACUUUAUCCGUCAGCAGGAUGGGUCGGCAGCUCUACUCCUGGGAUCGUUUCUCGAAGCAUACCGCGCACGCAAGCGCGAGUGCAAGUGGGAGAACCAGCCUUCAGACCUGCUUAUGGCUUCGAGCGUGCGUCGCCUUUGGGACCUCAGCCGCAAGACGGAGAGGCUGUGGCGGGCCUUCGCACCUGGCUCAAGCAGAUGGGCCUUGAGGAUCACCUACCUGCUGCCAACGCGUGGUGUGAGGAGAUGGGCGCCUCGGUGAUGGCCGAGAUUUUGGAGGAUCUGGAGGACUUCGUGGAGGGGAUGAACCUCAAUGACGACGAUUCGCAGACCCUGAGAAAGCGUGGAAAGGUCGCUCUAUCCAACCUGCUUCAGCGUGGGGAGAUCAUCGAGCAACAAGCCGUGGUGGAUUCGGAGGAGGAGUUCAUGACCUCGGGGCGGACCUUUCUCAAAAAGCCGAUGAAGAAAGCGAGCUGA